Acytostelium subglobosum LB1 is the source of this 3036-nucleotide messenger RNA. RefSeq lists its product as hypothetical. The transcript has 3 exons. The coding region runs from base 1 to 3036 and encodes 1011 amino acids. NCBI's taxonomy places the organism in Eukaryota, Evosea, Eumycetozoa, Acytosteliales, Acytosteliaceae. Gene Ontology annotation, molecular function: calcium ion binding. The record is from RefSeq and is a predicted model, not a curated record.
AUGCAACCAAAUGUUACAUUGACAUCUUUGAAUAUCCAACACGAGACACUCAUUGACAUGAAUGUCAUCCGCGAAUUGGCAUUCAACAUCCAUCUUCCAAACGGCACUCAACAUCUUGUCAAUAUUCCAAACAACCAGAACCUUCAAAUAUUACAUUUGAUUGGUGCCAUCCGAUCCAAACUCCAAACUGCCCUUCCAACUUUGGCUGAUAACAAUCAGAAGAUUACAUUGAAGAAGGGUGCCGGUGUAUUGACUCCAGAACAUUCACUCCAAGAGACAUUGUCAAAUGGUGAUGUGAUUGAACUCACUACUUCUCAAUCGACUGGUGCCCAAAAGGAGUUGAGCGCUGAUGACCAGGCUCUGUUGGCAAGCUUUGUCGACAAUGCCAUCUCCUCCGACGUUGAGAUCGUCUUUGUGUUUGAUACAACCGGCUCCAUGUCAUCCAUCAUUGAGAAUGUAAAGACUCAAGUCGAGGGCACCGUGUCACGUCUCAUCAAGGACAUCCCAAACAUCAAGAUUGGUAUUAUGGGUCUUGGUGACUACUGUGAUGGCGACAACCUGUUGAAGGUGUUGGAUCUCACUAACAAUGUCACUGCCUUGGUGUCAUUCAUCAAGAACGUUCCAAUGACUGGUGGUGGAGACACCCCGGAGGCCUACGAGUAUGCCCUGCGCCGUGCCAACGGUCUGUCUUGGAGCUAUCACACAUCCAAAGCUCUGGUGAUGAUUGGAGACGCCGGUCCUCAUCCACCCAGCUAUACUGAUCAACAGAUCAACUGGCUGGUGGAGUGUGAUGUUCUUGCAAGCAAGGGCGUCAAGAUAUACGGUGUCAAGGCCCGCUGUGAUGAGCCGGCCUUCUACGACGAGAUUGCCGAGCGCACUGGAGGACUGUCAAUCAACUUUGACAAGUUCUCAUUGAUCACUGAGAUGUUCCAGGCCAUCUGUUUCCGUGAGACCAGUGCCACCAAGUUCCGCGAGUAUCAGAACGAGGUGUUCAACGCCACUGCUGGAGUACCAGUCGAGAUGACCAGGAUCUUUGAUGAACUCAGCAGGGAGAACUUUGUCAGAGAGGAUGUUGCCAUGUUGAACACAACAGCCACCAACACUGCUGUUGCUGCCCCCACCAAGCCAACCAAGAUUUAUGGAGAACCCAUUCUCCCACUCAAGAACACUGCCUUUUGGUUCAACAUUGCUAAAGACCCUGCCACCAAGACAACAUUCACUCUCGACCCAUCCGUUGGAUACUACGUCAAGACAGAGAACUACAGACCAAAGGCUACCACUGCCAAGCCCGUCGCCGCCGCUCCAAGCCACAAGAAGCCAGCUGCAGUGGCUGCCUCACCAACCGCCGCCUCCACCGCCGUCGCCGCCAUCAAGAAGCCCAAGGCCAUCCAGAAGGUCCGUGUUCAAAUCGAGACCAGACUCAGGAAGAAGGCAAGAGAGUCUUUGGACUUUAUAGCUGGCUCGAAGCAGAGACAGGAGAGUUUGUUCAAUCUCUUGGGCAAGGACUACACUGGUCCAGAUGACGAGGAGCUGCGUAUGAUCUUCAGAGUGUUUGAUACCAACCACGACGGCAAGAUCGGCUACGCCGAGUUGUCCAACGUACUCCAAUCAAUGGGCAAGCGUGCAGUGGCCAAGAGAAUCAACAAGAUCUUGGCAGAGAUUGAUCCAGACAACACUGGAGAGGUUGAGAUCGAUGACUUUGUCGACUACAUGCAAGUCAAGGCCGCCAACAAGGCUCGCCAGCUUGGUCUGCUGUCCUCAGAUGAUGACGAUGAGUAUGAAGAGCCAGCUGCUGCCGAGGACGGCGACACUGACGAGGAGACCGAGGCCAAGCCAGCAAGAAAGGCCAAGGGAUCGACCAAGAGAAAGAGAGCAUCUGCACCAUCAGCGGCUGCUGCCCCCGAGGCCACCACCAAGAAGCCAGACUUGGUCACCAAGCAAGCAUCGUUCUUCUCAAAGCUUCCUCACGGAUCCAGUCUCUCGCACUUCUACACAAAGAACGCUGCCGUGUGCACAUUCGACGCCAACCCAGUUGGCAACGAGUAUGACCUCGGUCUGGACGGUGCCUUUGCCAGCUUCACUGUGCUCGUGUUGGAUACCACCGGCAGCAAGCAAUAUGAGAAGGCAAUCACCGAGUACCUCAAGCCAAAGGCAGUCAAGACCGUCUUUGUUCAUGAUGCCGCCAAGUUUGUCCAACAGCUCAAGGACAACAAGGUGGACAUGGCCAUCGUGUUGCCAACCCAGGCCAGCAAGGUGACCGUCAGCAAGGACUUCCUCGAGGCUGUGGUCUCAUUCAACAAUCAUGGCAAGGGUCUCUACUUGUUUGGCUCAUCGGACAAGCUCUGCAACUACACCAACGCCAUCCUCAAGGCACUCUAUGGCGACAAGUGCCACCUGCUCACUGAUAGCGCUGUGGAGGACGACGCAACCGACGACUCUGUGUUGGCAUUCGCUCGUGGAAAGAAUGCCCUCGCUGGCAAGUUCAACGCACACCUGAUCACCAGUGGUCUGGUGCGUCUGUCUGAGGGCAGUCGCCAGACACACAUCACCGCCACCCUCCCAUCCGAGUUGGACAUCUUGGCAUCCAACAAGCUGGGCAAGGGCACCAUCGUGUGCAGCAACAACAGUGUGGCACCAAACAAGGGUCGCAUCAUUGUCGACUCUGCUGCCGACCGUCUCUUGUUGACGGGCGCCUCCAACACAGGAGUGGCAAGAUAUCUGGCCAACAGUGUCGUGUGGCUGCUUGGUCUGGACCACAGAUUCCAACACUCUCUGCCCAUCCAGGGCAGCCUGGUCGCCAAGAAGGACGUUCACUGGCAGUUCCACAACAAGAAGGGUUGGUUCGACUUUGCCAAUGACGUUGCUACCCAUGUCGAGACAGCCUUUGGCAAGGGUAACAAGGAUCUCACCUUUAGCCAAGGUACCAAGACCAUGCCAGUCAACUACACCUUCUGUCUCAAGACAAUGAAGCAAAUCACACCAGAGAGUCAUCCAAUUCGUCGUGUUGAGAUCCUGAAUGUUGUAUCAAUGAAAUAA